Hylaeus anthracinus is the source of this 3747-nucleotide messenger RNA. RefSeq names its product NGFI-A-binding protein homolog (gene nab). The record is from RefSeq and is a predicted model, not a curated record. Gene Ontology annotation, biological process: negative regulation of DNA-templated transcription. Gene Ontology annotation, molecular function: transcription factor binding; transcription coregulator activity. The transcript is spliced from 11 exons. Bases 1578 to 3359 code for a protein of 593 amino acids. Lineage: Eukaryota; Metazoa; Arthropoda; Insecta; Hymenoptera; Colletidae. Gene Ontology annotation, cellular component: nucleus.
UCGAACCCUUUCCGUAUUAUUUCUCAGGCUUCGGAAAUUUGCAUACGACAGGGAAUCAUAUCGCCACUUCAGCUGUGGACUUUUUUGUCCAUCAUUCGCGUUGCUAUUUAUUAAGCGCAAGUAGAACUUAUCGUUUACUUGGACUUGAACAGCAAUGGGUAGAUAACAAGGUACGGUCAGCUGCGAUACCAUGGGAGAACAAAAAAAAGAAUAAUCAUCGACCACUAUGGUAAAUUGCAAAAAUUCGAAUUCCACUUACUAGAUAUGCAGCUUCCUUUCCAAAUAAUAUUUUAUUGCGAGUGACGUUACAUUUUUUCUGCUGUUUCUCCACUUAGCUUUUUUCGAAUGGAAGAGAGAGAAUCGUUCGAAGAAGGAUGAGAAACUUGUCGGAUAAUCCAAAGGCUGAACAAGGUUGAGCAGUAACCUGCAAAAAUCUUACCAUGGUGGGGCAAAAAGGUCGUACGUUCCCUCUAGGUGGUGCAUGCAACGAGGGGAGGAAAGAUAGCUUUUUACACGGCUACUUUUUUCUCUCUCCCUUACCAUCACUUGUUCUCAGAGAUCGCGAAGGUGGUAGGGAUCGAAGCACGGUUUUUGCAUCGAGGGCUAAAGAGGGACUUGUACAUUUUACGUGCACGUCUACCAUGUACGUAUUCGUGUACCUUAAAUUCGAGUCGUUAUGUAUGUAUUCGUAUGUACUUGUAUGUAUUCGUUUAUUAAUAAACGAACAUAUCCAGGGCGCCAUGACCCACGACAAAAGCCAAAAGUGACGAGAACGAACGUGAAAUAAAAAAUGAAAAAAAACGCAUAGAAAUACGCCAACGCGACGUUCAUUUCACCUAUAAAGGCCUGAAUUGUACCAGAGGAUGAGUCGAGGAAUAAUCGUACAAGUAAGAAUUGCAGCGUUUAUUAAUUAUCGUAAUUUGGAAUUCGAACGAACAUUUACGUUCGCGGUAAUGCCCAUCGUUAGUUAUCGCCCCGAUGCUCGAAGUGGGGGUAGCCGUCCGAAGGGAGGGGAUAACUGCACGCGAUUGGGGGAAGUGGUGAGGGAAGCUCCGCACGUUGUGUGGUCCGGGAGAGGGGACAACGCGCAGCGGAAUGGAAUCACUCAUUCGAUGGCCGGCAACGCACCCGGCAACAUCGUUCCGAGUGUCUCGGUGUCGUUCAAAGUUAUGAUACAUAACAAAAUCGUAGAGCAAUAUUUCCUACGCGCGAUUACAUUUGUACAUAAAUACGAUCCAAGUGUGGUUGUCUUCUCCAACGCGUACACGCGUAAAUCAUUAAUUCUUAUCGUUUUGCUUUUCCCUCGUUUUUUUUUCGGAUCUCGUUUAAACUAAAUAAAUAGUAAACAUCUUUUCUUUCUUUUCAUCUACAAUCGUUCGUACCGGUUUAACGUAACUAUCCGCAAUGUCAAAGUAAUGCUGUCUAACCAACGAUCCGUGGCGAACAAUAUCGAGCCGCUUGUACCUUUAUCGAUAAACGGGCGUCGAAUGUGCGGUCGAAUUGUUAAACGCAUGGAUUUUUCGGUGUGCUGUGAGUGUCCACGAGGACGGUAGCUUCACAGUGUCGUCCCCUCGAAGAUGGAAAGUCGCGUGCUCGGUGGACCAGGAACGGAAGAGACGACAGUGGCGGCGACGACAACGUGUGCCAUCGGGACACCCUCUCCAGUACCAGCGGCGCCUAUCAACGCGGUUCCAGGCGUUGGCGGUACCGGCGCUCUUACCUCGGCCACUUGUACCAUUCAGAAUCCAGUGGUGGUCGUCGCGAGUACGCCGACCAAGCAUCAACAAUCCCCUGUCGUGCUGUCCUCUGUUCCCGCCAUCCCCACCGUGUCCGCUGUCACCACUGUCACCGCCUCCGUACCGAAGAUACUCAGCAGAAACGUCAACGGCACGCUGGUGCAGACAUCCGUCCCCCAGAAUGAAGCAGAACUGCAGCUGUACAGAGUCAUGCAGCGUGCUUCCCUGUUGAGCUACUACGACACGCUCUUGGAAAUGGGUGGCGACGACGUGCAGCAGUUAUGCGACGCCGGCGAGGAGGAGUUUCUAGAAAUCAUGGCAUUAGUUGGUAUGGCGAGCAAGCCUCUACACGUCAGAAGGCUGCAGAAAGCCCUCCAGGAGUGGCUCACGAAUCCUUCACUUUUCCAGACGCCAGUGGUACCGACGAGCGCUACGUGCAAGAAUCCUGCAGGCAUAGGGUUCCCGUGCGUCAGUCCUAGGCCUCAAGUACAAAAUCUUCAGGGUUUCACGACAAGCUCGCAAACGCCUACCCCAACGCCGUACGUCUCGUCACAUGUAUCCCUAACGCCAUUGCCGUGCAGAAGCACCAGUCCCAUUGUUUCGGUCACGAGCGUGACCGCACCGGUUCCCUCGACCACUUUUCGUCAGAGCCCAAGCCCUAACGCGCCUCUGGCUUACGCAGCCUCUCACAGCCCUGGGGUACUACAGGUAGGAACGUGCGAGUCUUCCUGCGGCAGCGGCACGACGCCAAGUCCUAGCGACGGCGGUGGUGCACCUGCGAGUCCCACGCAACCGACACCCACCCUCUUACAAUCGCAGAUACAAAGACUCGCCGAGGCAGCCGAAAGGCUUGCCGCUACUAUUCGACCUGUGGACCCAAAGCCUCAUAACGUGAAGAAGAAGAUUUGCAAAAAUCUAGAGAUGGUAAUGGCUAUGCCUGAUAGCGAUCCGCGCAGAAUGGAAGAGAUUCGAAAGUACGCGGCGAUUUAUGGGAGGUUCGACUGUAAAAGGAAGCCAGAGAAACCGCUGACGUUGCACGAAGUGUCGGUAAACGAAGCUGCCGCGCAAAUUUGCAGGUUCGUACCUGCCCUUCUUACUAGAAGAGACGAACUUUUUCCUUUGGCCCGACGUGUUGUGAGAGAUUCUGGGUAUCAUUAUUCGAAAAGUCAUUACUUGUCCGUAUCAAGGCUGCGUGAAAAUGGCGAAGAAAAUGAGAGCGAUCAUACGAAACGACAAAAGCUCGAACUCGAGGGUGAGAAUGAAGAUGUGACGCAGGAGGAGUUGGACCUUCGCUGUUCCGAGAUGGAUAUUAGCAACUCGACGCGCAGGAGACAUCAGUCGUCGAGUCCAGUUUGGAGGAAGAAGAAUAACAACGGUAUGUUUAGCGCGAGUAUCGAAGAGAUCAGUGAUUCCGAUAGUCAACUUUCGUUUUCCAAUGAGGAAUCUUCGUCCAUACAUGACACUCACGAAGCUGAAGCAGAUAUUACCGAUAAAGAAAGUGACUUUAAUCUGAAGGUGAUAGCCUCGCGCGGGGACAAUAUUAUCGCGGUAGCGAAUCCUGCACUGAUGGAAUGCAACCAUCCUAUAAAAGAGGAACCAACAGACGAGAAACCUACACUGUGAUAUCAUUACAGAAUGUAUUAUUAGGUCGAGAUCAUUCCAACAUGUUAGAACUUACGUAUUACGAUUAGUAUUAUCAUUAUUUCUAUUUGAUUGUUACGAUACUUAAUAUUAUUAUACUUACACCAACCAUUGCUAUGAUUGUAAAAACCUGUUUAGUAAUCUUUAACAUCGGAAUUGAUAAGAUUCAUCGUUAUGUUUGUAAAAUUAACAAGGUUACGUUAAUACAACGCAUCGCAUACUUUUAAUCAAAUCUUAAUACACGUUUUAAAGUAUAAAGAUAGCUUUAGGUAUUGUAUAAACCGAAAUCAAAACAAAGUACGACUGAAAUAUAGUUACGCAUUGUAUAACAGUUAAACUUGUAAAUAUAUAAAGAACAUUUUCUAUUGUA